AUGGAGCCAGAGAAUGAAACACAAAUUAUAGAGUUUCUUCUUCUGGGACUUUCAGAGGACUUGCAGCCCUUCCUCUUUGGGCUGUUUCUGUUUAUGUACCUGGUCUCCGUGCUCGGAAACACACUCAUCAUUUCAGCCAUGAUCUCAGACUCCCACCUGCACACACCCAUGUACUUCUUCCUCUCCAACCUGUCCUUCGUGGACAUCUGUUUCACCUCCACCACUGUCCCAAAGAUGCUGCUGAACAUCCAGACACACAGCAAGGUCAUAACCUAUGCAGGCUGCAUCACCCAGAUGCACUUUUUCAUUCUCUUUGGAGUUUUGGAGAACUUCCUUCUCAGCGUGAUGGCCUACGACCGGUAUGUGGCCAUCUGUCACCCCCUGCACUACACAGUCAUCAUGAACCCCCAGCUCUGUGUGUUGCUGGUUCUGGUGUCCUGGGUCAUGAGUGCCCUGAAUUCCUUGUUACAAAGCUUAAUGGUGUUGUUGCUGUCCUUUUGUACAAACUUUGAAAUUCCCCACUUUUUCUGUGAAAUUAAUCAAGUGGUCCUAAUUGCCUGCUCUGACACUUUUCUUAAUGAUCUGGUGAUGUAUUUUGCAGCAGGGCUGCUGGGUGGUGGAACCCUCUCUGGUAUCCUUUACUCUUAUUCUAAGAUAGUUUCCUCCAUACGUAAGAUCUCAUCAGCUCAAGGGAAGUAUAAAGCAUUUUCCACCUGUGCAUCUCACCUCUCAGUUGUCUCCUUAUUUUAUUGUACAAUGCUAGGAGUGUACUUUAGUUCCGCUGCCACACACAACUCACACUCAAGUGCAACAGCCUCAGUGAUGUACACUGUGGUCACACCCAUGCUGAACCCCUUCAUCUACAGUCUGAGGAAUAAAGACAUAAAGAGGGCUCUGAAAAGACUUUUCAGAAGGAAGCCGUGA
This is a messenger RNA of Cynocephalus volans (Philippine flying lemur), 924 nucleotides long. Its product is annotated as olfactory receptor 7A17-like. The transcript has a single exon. The record is from RefSeq and is a predicted model, not a curated record. Gene Ontology annotation, molecular function: G protein-coupled receptor activity; olfactory receptor activity. Lineage: Eukaryota; Metazoa; Chordata; Mammalia; Dermoptera; Cynocephalidae. Gene Ontology annotation, biological process: G protein-coupled receptor signaling pathway. Gene Ontology annotation, cellular component: plasma membrane. The coding region runs from base 1 to 924 and encodes 307 amino acids.